CGUGAAUCUCACCGCCACAAUUGCUAUAAAAUCCAGCGUUCUCAGCACUAACGUCCUCGGUCAAGCACAGCAACCACUGGUCGUGAUCGACGUUACGAGCUCCAGGUUGAAGUGGUUCUGACUUCUGCUUACUCUCACGAUGUCCGAGUCGAAGCCUAAUCCGUAUGCAAAGAAUAAAGUGGCUGCCGGUGGCGAUGACUUCGUAAAGAGAACUGUGACGCGUCUUCAACAGAUCCAGUCUCAACUUGAGACCACUCCUCGUAGUGGGCGGCUGCGGGGAAAGGUAUGUGUCAUUACGGGAGUUGGAUCCAUGCUAGGCAUAGGGAGAGCGACAGCACUACAAUUCGCUCACGAAGGAGCGGCUCGAUUGUAUCUCAUUGAUUAUGAUCCAACGAACCUACCAAACCUCAAGUCGACUAUCGAACAGAAAUAUCCCGAUGUUAAGGUCACUACGAUUCAGGCAGAUGCAACAGACGAAGGAGCAAUCUCCGGUGUCUGCAAGCAAGCCGUUCAAGAAGAAGGGCGUUUAGACGUAUUCUUUGCUAAUGCUGGCAUCGCGACGACUAAGGCAUUGCACGGCGUCACUGCGGAGGCUUUCAUGCGAACUCUCAAGAUCAACACGCUUUCCUGUUUUCUAGCCGUCAGGUAUGCCUCGGAGGCGAUGAUGAAGACAAAUCCCUCUCGUGGUAAGGAUUUCAGCGGCGGAAGCAUCAUCAUGACAGCGUCAGUCGCGGGAAUACGCUCCGGGGCUGGGCCGAUCGAUUAUAGCGCUAGUAAAGCUGCCGUGAACAACAUGGCUCAGACGGCGGCCUACCAACUCCCGAAGACCGACAUACGUGUUAAUUCGAUCUGCCCUGGCCUGAUUGAGACCGGCAUGACGGUAGACGUCUUCAAUUUCGCGCGAUCGAAAGGCGCUGGCCCAAAGAUCGGCCAGCUGAACCCAUUAGGACGUUACGGCGUUGCGCAAGAGGUUGCAAAUGUAGUGACAUUUCUUGCCUCUGAUGAGAGCAGUUAUGUGAACGGCCAGAACAUUGCAGUCGAUGGCGGCCUUUCGAGCUCCGUCCCUGUCGUGCCUGGUAGAUGGUCUUAAGCGUUGUUGCGAAGUGUCAUGCGCCAAUUUGCCGUUGGCUGGAUCAGAUUGAUCGGUAUCUCGUAAGCACGCUAUCUUGACGUCCUUUGUAGUUACCGUUGGUGCGGUACCCUUUGUAUCCUCUAUGGUACAAUCACGUUCGUCCGAAAGUCAUGAUGAUAUGACUCGUGAACAGGUCAUCGCAUUGCUCUCCGUUGAUGCAAAGGAUACAUAUGACGGCUCAUAUAUGUGGAAGCUAUCAUCCAAAAUGCAAUUCCAUGGGAAC
Messenger RNA from Laetiporus sulphureus 93-53, 1355 nucleotides. RefSeq names its product NAD-P-binding protein. The record is from RefSeq and is a predicted model, not a curated record. Gene Ontology annotation, molecular function: oxidoreductase activity, acting on the CH-OH group of donors, NAD or NADP as acceptor. Lineage: Eukaryota; Fungi; Basidiomycota; Agaricomycetes; Polyporales; Laetiporaceae. Bases 140 to 1090 code for a protein of 316 amino acids. The transcript has 11 exons.